AUUUUGAACUAGAAGAAUGGGGGUUCCUUAUUGAUGACUCAAGCAAGAUCAGUGCCUAGAUAGGAAAGAUUCUAGGUUAGGGAGUUUUGUGCAGAAGCUGGAGGGAGAUCUGUAUUUGGUCUCGUUCGUGCAUACCCCAAGGGUUUUUGUAGACCAGGAAAAUGAGAACAUUCCAAGAUAUGAGAAGAGCCAAGUCCUUCAAGAAAGGUCUAAGAUCAACGAUAGCGAGGAUAGUAAAAGUAACGGGGAUAGCCAGCAAGAUAUCAACCCUAUUAAUGCUAACUUAUAUAAAGAUUUCGAUGAUUGGAGGAUAAUCUCGAAUGAUGCAGAGCAAACCAGGAUUAAAUAAGAUUGUUGUAUAUUCAGACUACUACGUGUGCGGAAUGGAUGUUACUUAUGUAAACCAGGAUGGCAAGGAGACUACCUCAAAGCAUGCCUUUGACAAGUCUUGCCUCAGGUCAGAGAGUUGUAAGUAAAUCAGAGAUCGAUAUUGAAGAGGACGAUUACAUCGUUUACAUUAGCUGUUCUUACUCAUCUCAAAAAUAAAUUCAUUAGGUCUUUUAAGAUCGGGACUAAUAAUAGAAAAUUGGUGAUUAAUGAAGGAGAAAUUGAGCUCAAAUAAUGCUGGCCCCAAUAUGCUAAAAGAGGUCGAUCUUGUACAGAGCAAGACAUCUAAUGACGACAGUCGAAAAAGUAGAGCUUUAUUUAGGUCUCUUGGUCUAGGGUCGCAAGAGGAGAAAGUUGAAAAUGCUGCAUUGCUCAGAGACAGCCAUAACUCCGAAGCUUGAGGAAGGGCAAAUGAGCAUGAGGAGUUAUUUCACAACUCAUAUGAGGAUUCUUUCUCUCUAAAGCGGGCUAGUCUAGUCGAUGCUUUCCUUAAGACCCAAUCCUGAAAUUUCAAGAAGCUCAAGUUAAAAGUUUGCGGGUUUAAGACAUAUUUCAACGGCUAUAUGGAGGACAUUGAAGUGUAUGCUUCAACUUUAGACAGCUCUGAGCUAUCUCAGAGCUCAUUUGCUGAAUAAACUGGCAAGUUUUCAAUCAAAA
Moneuplotes crassus is the source of this 1044-nucleotide messenger RNA. NCBI's taxonomy places the organism in Eukaryota, Ciliophora, Spirotrichea, Euplotida, Euplotidae. The record is from the annotation of a GenBank genome assembly.